This is a messenger RNA of Trematosphaeria pertusa, 420 nucleotides long. RefSeq lists its product as uncharacterized. The transcript has a single exon. The record is from RefSeq and is a predicted model, not a curated record. Bases 114 to 350 code for a protein of 78 amino acids. NCBI's taxonomy places the organism in Eukaryota, Fungi, Ascomycota, Dothideomycetes, Pleosporales, Trematosphaeriaceae.
CGUUUGGCUAGGCCACGGUAGCCGUCACCGGUGAGGCAGCAAGCGGCGUUGUUUCAUUUGUGUGAAGGGCAAUUCACAGUUGUGAUGGUUGUUUCGGGUGCCUGGGCUCUGUGAUGUCUUCUGUCGCCGCCGCAGCCCGAUUGGCAUCACCGCGGGGCAGGCAAGCACGGUCCAGGAUGUCAAGAGCAAAAUUGGGCAGCACCCUUGGAAUGAUAAUGCCUAUGCCUGCAAGGAAAAUAAUGCUAGAAGCGUUCUGUUUCUUGGAAAGUGUGUAUAGCAGCUCUUGCACUACAAAGUCAAGUCGUACACCUGGGUGGCCGCGCCGUCACGUGUUCAACCAGGCGAACUAGGACUCUCAAUUGCAAUACUUGAACUUGCGUAGCCGUCUAACAUUGUGAAUAGAUAUCAAAAGCUGGUAAA